AUGUCUGAAAAUCCUAGAUAUCGUCCAUAUAUAACUAAUACUAAAUAUUCUCCAAUUGGUUCAUCUAAUAAACUUAAUUUAUUACUUCAACGUUCACUUCGCUAUUCAUAUCGACAACGAUGUUGUGAAUGUUGCCCAACAAUACUUUGUGAACUAUUAUUUCCUCUUAUUAUAAUAGGAUUAUUAGCAUUAAUCCGUUAUGGAACAAAUGCACUUAUCAGAGAAAUGAAUGAAAAUCCUGGUUCUAUUCCCAUAAACUUCGAUCAUCGUCUAUGUUCACAAGAUAAGAAUACAACAACAACAUUAUCAAAAGAUUUAUUUAAAAGAUGUUUUAAAUUUCCACCAAGUUAUCAACGAAAUGAUUGGACUUCAUUCAGUUUAGUUCCUGUAUCAAAUAGAACGAAUAUUAUAUUUCAACCGAUGACUAAUGAAACUAAAGAACUCGUUAUACUUGCCGAAAAACAUUUGAUAGCAAUGAAUUGUAGUAAUACUAAUAUAUGGAGUCAAAAUAUAAAUGAUGGCAAUGAUACUCAUUUAUUACAAGAUGAACAAGAAAACACAAUUAUUAUUGAUUUUGGUUCACCAUUAAAUCUUAAAAUUGAACAUAAUCUUGAUUGGAAGUAUUGA
Rotaria sp. Silwood2 is the source of this 627-nucleotide messenger RNA. Lineage: Eukaryota; Metazoa; Rotifera; Eurotatoria; Philodinida; Philodinidae. The record is from the annotation of a GenBank genome assembly.